Messenger RNA from Prunus armeniaca (apricot), 921 nucleotides. NCBI's taxonomy places the organism in Eukaryota, Viridiplantae, Streptophyta, Magnoliopsida, Rosales, Rosaceae. The record is from the annotation of a GenBank genome assembly.
AUGGCUCCAGGCAUGAGUGAUAUCGAUUAUGCUAUCACCCAAGAUGAGCCGACCAGGCCAGUUGCAAAUUCUCCUGCUGAAGUUAAAAGGGUGCAUGAAGCUUGGAGGAUGGCGAACAAGGUUUGUUUGCUGGUUAUGAAGAAGACCAUGACAAAAGCUCUUUUUGGUGGAGUUCCGGAAACUGAUAGUGCUAAGGAGUUUAUGGAAUUCAUCGAAAGGAAAUUUAAGGAAUUUGGUAAGGCUGAAAUGAAGAAUCUCAUGUCUAGGCUGGCCAAUAUGAAGUUCGAAGGAGGUAGCGUAAGGGAACACCUCAUGGGACUCAUGGACAUUGCUGCCAAGUUGAGCAAGCUGAAGGUACCGAUUGCCCCGAACUAUCUAGUGCAUAUUGCGUUGGAAUCCCUGCCUUAUGAUCAGAUGAAAUCUACCUACAACACCCUGAAGGAAGAUUGGACAAUGGAUGAUCUGAUUACAAUUGUUGUUCUUGAGGAGAAUAGGACGAGAGCUCGUGGUGGUGUGGUUAACAUGGUUACUGACAAGAAGCAUGAGAAUAAGGGUGCUGCAAAAUGGGGAAAGGAAGGUCACAUGAAGAAGAACUGCAACAACUACAAGAAGUGGUUUGAGAAGAACAAGAACAAAGGUAAGGAAGAAUUAGCCUUAGUGAGUUUUGAGUCUAAUUUAGUGGAUGUUCCUUCUAAUUCUUGGUGGUUAGAUACGAGUACCUCGAUUCAUAUAGCUCACAAUGUGCAGGAAUUCACAAGAAGGAGGGAACCAAGAAAGCAUGAAGUUAAAGUGUUCGUGGGGAAUGGAGAGCAAGUAGAUGUGGAAGCCAUUGGAGUAGUGCAGCUUGAAUUUGAUUCUGGUUUUAUUUUGGAGUUGGAUGAUGUAGUUUUAGUACCCUCAAUGCAGAGUUUUUGGAAGUAA